CUUUGUGCUCGGAGUCGGUCGGGACUCAGCAGCAGCCUCGAGCCUCCGUCGCCCCCGAUCACCAUGUCGUUGGGAGUCGGCCCAGAGGCGGGAUUCUCCAGCGAGGAGCUGCUGACCCUGCGCUUCCCCCUGCACCGCGCCUGCCGCGACGGGGACCUGCCCACCCUGUGCGCGCUGCUGCAGGGCUCGCCCCGCUCCGACCUGGCCGUCGAGGACUCCUUCUACGGCUGGACACCCAUCCACUGGGCCGCGCACUUCGGCAAGCUGGAGUGUCUAAUGCAGUUAGUGAGAGUUGGCGCUACUGUAAAUACCUGUACUACACGUUUUGCCCAAACACCAGCCCAUAUUGCUGCUUUUGGAGGACAUCCUCAGUGCCUGAUCUGGUUGGUUCAAGCAGGGGCCAACAUAAACAAGCAGGAUUAUGUUGGUGAAACCCCUAUUCAUAAAGCAGCACGAUCUGGUAGUAUGGAUUCCAUAAGUGCCCUUGUAGCUCAUGGAGCUCAAAUAGACUUGAGAAAUGCCAGUGGACUGACAGCAGCAGAUCUUGCACAUACCCAGGGCUUCCAAGAGUGUGCCCAGUUUCUCUUGAAUCUCCAGAACUGUCACCUGAACCGUUUCUUUAGCAAUGGCACAUUAAAUGGAGGUCCCAAUCCAGUCAAUGGUGGGACAAGUCGAAAGAGAUCCUUUGAAGAUGUGGAUUCUGCUGGAGUAAAGAAAGCUAAGACUGAAGCUCAUAGCUUUGAUGGCUUAAUACCAAUGAUGAAUGGAGGAAAUGAGGAUGAUGCUGACAAUAUGCACAUUGAUAAAGAGCUUGCUGUUGUAUCAGAUAUGAAUAGCAGUAGCUCCGUUUUGAAUGCAUUGACAAAUGGAUGUACCAUCAAUGGACAUUUGGACUUCACCGCCAUAACACAGUUCAAUGGAAUGGAUGCCAGGCAUGAAGAAUGUUUAACAUUAAUACCUAAUGGAAUAACUCCUGGUGUCGCUUCUGCCAGUAGGCACAGAAUUCACACCAGUAAUGGCACUGAAGAACCAGAAAAAGCCAUGAAUACUUCUGCCGAUAUGUGUGGUUCACUGCAUCUGAAUGGAAGCCCAAGUAGCUUUGUGUCUAACAGGCCCUCAUGGGUUGAAGAUCUUGGAGAUACUUUGCACUAUGGGCAUUAUCAUGGUUUUGGGGAUACUGCUGAAAGCAUCCCUGAACUUAACAGUGUUGUUGAGCAUUCCAAUUCUGUUAAAGUUGAACAAAAAUACGAUAAUACUGUCUUAGGCACAAUGUAUCUUUAUCAUGGUUCCUAAAUCAACAUAUUCUUGUUUGUCAGAUUCAUGUUGAAAUUGCUAGCAAAUGUGACAAAAAAUCCUCACCUAGCAUUAAAUCUGAAGAAUGCAACUAUUACUAUUUUUACACUUUGUUUAUAUAAAAAGUAAACCUUUCAUUUGACAGUCUUCUACUAUAGUUCUAAUUCGUUGCAUGUAUGGGGCUUAUUUAGUGAUGCAAGUAGGUGGUGUUACAAUGAAAUGUUUAUUCUUUGCAUUUUACUAUGGAAUGUUGUGGUUUUGUACUUUUUUUUUUUUUUUUUUU
This is a messenger RNA of Terrapene triunguis (Three-toed box turtle), 1576 nucleotides long. RefSeq names its product ankyrin repeat domain 10 (gene ANKRD10). The record is from RefSeq and is a predicted model, not a curated record. The transcript is spliced from 6 exons. Gene Ontology annotation, molecular function: protein binding. Lineage: Eukaryota; Metazoa; Chordata; Testudines; Emydidae. The coding region runs from base 64 to 1293 and encodes 409 amino acids.